UUUGAUGUCGUUGUUGUUAAGAUCGUAUGGAACCAUUUCCGGUGGACGAUGUUCCUUCCUCGUUUGUUUGGUUUCUGCAUCGUGUGCUAGGGCUGCUUUAUUUACCCUGUUCUGUUGAUUUCCCUUUGAUAUUGAUCUUGGCAUGUUUUAGUAGCGGAGAGGUCGUGCAGAACCGUAGGGUGAUGGAUAUUCUUGGAUCGGAUUUGGAAUUGCUUAAUUAAUCGAAAAGUAGGGUUCAAGAUUGUGGGGUUAUGAAUCCUAGAUGAUCUGCCUCUUCGAUUUGUUUGAUUUUGUUGAGAUGGAAGGCGUUUGUUUAUAUUAUAGAUUUAGGGAUUGUGCUAGCCCCAACAUAUUCCUCUUGGGGCGACCCUUUCCCCCUUCGAAAGUCAACGCCUUGUUCGAUUCCUAUCCUUUACUCUGGACUGGCCUUCCACUACUAGUUCCCCUCGGUUAUGUCUUCUUCUUCGACCGCAAAAUUGCAAAGGCUUAAUCCCCCAAUAUCGCGAUGUCGAUCGAUUCUCACCAAAAAGAUCUGAUCUUUGCGCCUCCUUAUCGUUCAAAGAUGAAUGAGUCGCAAGUAAAGAGUCCCCACCUAACAAGUUUGGUACGAACACGUGUCCCACUUUGCGUGACCAAACUCGAUUUCGCAUAGCACCACCCGCAGAACGCGUCCAUUGCGCGUGGUCAAAGCAAAGCACGCGAGCGUUAUCUCCGUGUUGUUUAUCUAGUGGAAUCGUCCUCUCUCCGAUCUGUCUAUAUAUUUGAUUAGAAGUAUCACUACGACAUACAUCACAGCGAGAGGGCUCAUCAUCUGCCAUCUUCAUUGAAGAGAAAAUGGGAGGGGGAAAGGAUAAGCAUGAUGAAUCUGAUAAAGGAUUGUUUUCAAACUUAGCUCAUGGGCUUGCUGGACAUGGACAACAUGGGGGGUAUCCUCCAUACCCUGGGGCGUACCCACCACCCGGGGCAUACCCUCCACAAGGAUAUCCUCCCGCACCCGGUGCAUAUCCUCCGCAUGGACAUCCUUCUCAGGGAUAUCCCCCUCAAGGCUAUCCACCAUCAGGGUAUCCUGGAUAUCCUCCAUCAGGCGGAUACCCACCUUCGGGAUAUCCACCUGCUGCUUAUCCUGGUCCAUCGGCUCCGUCACAUCAUGGGCAUGGAUCUAACAUGGGAGCGAUGCUGGCGGGGGGAGCUGCAGCUGCUGCGGCAGCUUACGGGGUUCACCAAUUGUCUCACGGCCAUCAUCAGAUGGGACAUGGAAUGCACCAUGGCUUGGGCCACCAUGGCAAGUUCAAGCACCAUGGCUUUGGCCACCAUGGCAAGUUCAAGCACCAUGGCAAGUUCAAGCAUGGAAAAUUUGGCAAGCACGGCAUGUUUGGUGGGAAACACGGCAUGUUUGGUGGCAAGUUCAAGAAGUGGAAGUGAUCCGUGAUUGCCUGAAUCCGUAUCAAUAUCUCGCUAUUGUUUUUAUUUUCUUGCUCUAAAUUCUGUCUUAUAUGCGUCACUCUCGUUUGUGAUAUGACUGUGUUGGGGAUGUGUUAUCGGCCUUAGGACAUUUUAAUCUGACAUUUGUCUUGUACCUCCUGGUAUUUAUUAUUGGUGCCCAAUGAUGCUGUUCA
Messenger RNA from Musa acuminata AAA Group (dessert banana), 1616 nucleotides. RefSeq names its product glycine-rich protein A3-like. NCBI's taxonomy places the organism in Eukaryota, Viridiplantae, Streptophyta, Magnoliopsida, Zingiberales, Musaceae. The record is from RefSeq and is a predicted model, not a curated record. Bases 835 to 1422 code for a protein of 195 amino acids. The transcript has 3 exons.